UUUAAUGGCGAAUCAGCAUCUGCACCUAUAUCUGAGCCAUACACACCGACAACCCAGAGCUUCAGUGGUGGCCCCCCCAUAAAUGGAUUCUACUCACCCGAACUUAGAGGUGAAUACGGAGCUGGCCUUUUGGAUCUUCAUGCAAUGGAUGACAGUGAGCUUCUUUCUGAGAAUGUAGCAUCAGAACCAUUUGAAGCUUCACCCUUUGUGCCAAAGGAAACUGAUGACGAUGAGGACGAUAUAAUAUCAGGAAGCCAGCAAGGUCUAUCAGAAAAUUAUGGUGGUGCAAUCACAAGCGAAAAAGAUAGCAAUACUAAAGAAAGUAAUGUAGCAAAGAUUAAAGUUGUGGUAAGGAAGAGGCCUCUGAACAGAAAGGAAAUAUCUCGAAAGGAGGAUGACGUAAUAGAUGUACAUAAUUCUCAAUUCUUGACUGUUCAUGAACCUAAAUUAAAGGUGGAUUUGACGGCUUAUGUGGACAAACAUGAAUUCUGCUUUGAUGCUGUCCUGGAUGAGGCUGUAACUAAUGACGAGGUGUACCGGGAGACUGUGGAGCCCAUUAUACCAAUAAUUUUCCAAAGGACCAAAGCAACAUGCUUUGCAUAUGGCCAAACAGGAGAUGAUUAGCUGGGAGCACACUACCUGCAGCAUGCAUGUUCUAGUCUCCUAUAUGUGAACCAGCAGUACAAACUCAUUAUCUGCGCAUGGAAGCUGACUUUUAAGUACAUUAAUUUCCCUGGAGGAUUGUUAUUCAUGCCAAAACAUAUUCUUAGUGAUGAGCGGCUGUCAUAUAAUAGUUUUUUAGCUAUUACUGCAGGAUUGAUGAAUGCUCAUUAUCUGGAUAUAGCUUCACCAUAUCUUCGAUAAGAAAAACAUGCAGCUCUGCACCAAAUUCAACCCCAGUGGGUCCACUACCAAUAAUCACAAAGGGUAUGGGCCCCAAUCGAUCGAAGAAAAACAGAAACUUUACAUGCUAUUAAGGAGCCUGAAUUUUAAUGGCGAAUCAGCAUCUGCACCUAUAUCUGAGCCAUACACACCGACAACCCAGAGCUUCAGUGGUGGCCCCCCCAUAAAUGGAUUCUACUCACCCGAACUUAGAGGUGAAUACGGAGCUGGCCUUUUGGAUCUUCAUGCAAUGGAUGACAGUGAGCUUCUUUCUGAGAAUGUAGCAUCAGAACCAUUUGAAGCUUCACCCUUUGUGCCAAAGGAAACUGAUGACGAUGAGGACGAUAUAAUAUCAGGAAGCCAGCAAGGUCUAUCAGAAAAUUAUGGUGGUGCAAUCACAAGCGAAAAAGAUAGCAAUACUAAAGAAAGUAAUGUAGCAAAGAUUAAAGUUGUGGUAAGGAAGAGGCCUCUGAACAGAAAGGAAAUAUCUCGAAAGGAGGAUGACGUAAUAGAUGUACAUAAUUCUCAAUUCUUGACUGUUCAUGAACCUAAAUUAAAGGUGGAUUUGACGGCUUAUGUGGACAAACAUGAAUUCUGCUUUGAUGCUGUCCUGGAUGAGGCUGUAACUAAUGACGAGGUGUACCGGGAGACUGUGGAGCCCAUUAUACCAAUAAUUUUCCAAAGGACCAAAGCAACAUGCUUUGCAUAUGGCCAAACAGGUAGUGGUAAGACAUAUACAAUGCAACCCCUACCUCUAAGGGCUGCACAGGAUAUGGUUCAUCUUUUGCAUCAACCUGUGUACCUGAGUCAAAAUUUCAAGUUGUGGCUUAGCUACUUUGAGAUAUAUGGCGGGAAGCUUUAUGACCUUUUGAGCGAAAGGAGGCCACUCUGCAUUAGGGAAGAUGGAAAGAAACAGGUCUGCAUUGUCGGCUUACAGGAAUUUGAGGUUUCUGAUGUCCGGAUUGUCAAAGAAUACAUUGAGAGAGGAAAUGCCUCGAGAAGCACAGGAUCAACUGGGGCCAACGAAGAGUCAUCACGAUCUCACGCCAUUCUGCAAUUAGCUGUGAAGAAGCAUAUCCCAGUGACAGAGACCAGAAGACAGAGAGAUCGUGAGGCUAAUGAAGCUAAAAAUACAAAGCUUGUGGGAAAAUUGUCAUUUAUAGACCUUGCUGGAAGCGAGCGUGGUGCUGAUACAACAGAUAAUGACAAGCAGACAAGAAUUGAGGGUGCAGAAAUAAACAAGAGCCUUUUGGCUCUCAAGGAAUGCAUUCGGGCACUGGAUAAUGAUCAGAUACAUAUUCCUUUCAGAGGAAGCAAGCUAACCGAGGUGCUUCGUGAUUCGUUUGUUGGUAACUCUCGAACAGUAAUGAUUUCUUGCAUCUCACCGGGUUCAGGUUCAUGUGAACACACGCUAAAUACCUUAAGAUAUGCUGACAGGGUUAAGAGCCUCUCGAAAAGUGGCAACUCAAAAAAAGAGCAGUUCAGUGGGCAGUUUGUGUCCUCCAGCAAGGAAUCUACCCAUACAUCAUAUCCAUUAUCAGGUGAAGCUGAAGAAACUGUGGACCAGAUUGAAGAGAACAGACAUAUUGAUGCUUCAAGGAGUGUUGUUGAAAUCUAUAUGAGUUCUUCAGUGGAUCCUGAUAGGAACUCAUUUAGUAUGAUUCCAAGUUAUCCUCAUAGAGGAAGGGAAGAAACUAGUUCAACAUCUAGUUUGAAUGAUAGGGGGAGAAUUGAUUUCAAAUCUAACCCGACUGGUUAUAGUAGUAAAGCACAGUCACUUCAGAAUUCAGUUAAUUCACAAGAAGAAGAUAAAGUUACAAAAGGCUCACCUCCUCGGAGAAAAGCUAAUAGGGAGGACAAAUCUGAAAGGCAGAACAACUACGUGAAAAAGGAAAAUGGGGCAGAUGUAAAUCGGAUUGUUCACAAACAGCAACUGAAACAGCAGCAGCAAAGACCACUGUCUACUUCGGCAUCACAGGUUUCCUCGAGACAAUCUGAAAAGGAAAGUUCGUGUGAUGAGGAAAUAAAUGCAAUACUUGAGGAAGAGGAGGCAUUGAUAGCAGCUCACAGAAAGGAAAUUGAAAAUACUAUGGAAAUAGUGCGGGAAGAGAUGAACCUAUUAGCAGAUGUUGACCAACCAGGUAGCCUUAUUGACAAUUAUGUGGCACAACUGAAUUUUCUCCUGUCACGGAAGGCGUCCGGCUUGGUCAGUCUCCAGGCACGCUUAGCAAGGUUUCAACAGCGCCUCAAAGAAGAGGAGAUCCUUAGCCGUAAGAAACCAUCAAGAUAGUUUAACCGAUUUUUUUUAAAACCAUUUGGCUUGUCAUGAAUUGCAAGGAGCCGUGAGCGGGAGGUAUGUUUUAUUCUGAUCUCCCAUGUGAUCACAUUUCACUUAAGAGCUUGAAGAACUGAGUCUAAAAACCUGGGAAAUGAGAACCUGGAAUGGAGUACAAUGGAGUCGUGCAGGCGCUUGGUUUUGAGGUUUUCCCUGCAGUUUGCUCAUUUUUUCUCUUUUCUUCAAAGGGUUGUUUCAUUCUUUUUUUUCCCGGUGGUGGCAUGAUUUGUCAUUCUUGCCACAUUCUUUUUGUAUGAAUAUAGUGUAACUGGUGUUUGAAGAUGAGGAAAUUAUACUUGUACCUUGGCAACAUAGAAACUGUUGUUGUAUUGUGUGUAUCAAGAAAGGCAACAUUGCAGUAAGAUCUUCAGGAAUAUUUAAGUGGCAAGAAUCUGGGACAUGGUUCGUCA
Triticum aestivum (bread wheat) is the source of this 3627-nucleotide messenger RNA. Its product is annotated as kinesin-like protein KIN-13A. Gene Ontology annotation, biological process: microtubule-based movement; microtubule depolymerization. The coding region runs from base 872 to 3172 and encodes 766 amino acids. Gene Ontology annotation, molecular function: ATP binding; microtubule binding; microtubule motor activity. The record is from RefSeq and is a predicted model, not a curated record. NCBI's taxonomy places the organism in Eukaryota, Viridiplantae, Streptophyta, Magnoliopsida, Poales, Poaceae. The transcript has 18 exons. Gene Ontology annotation, cellular component: microtubule.